CGCGCCGGAAGGAGAAGGCGGGCGGACCGGCAGGCCUAGCUCGGCGGCGGCGGCGCGGGGAUGGAGGCCCUGCGGGUCCUGGAGCUGUACAGCGGCAUAGGGGGCAUGCACCAGGCGCUGAGAGAAAGCCGUGUCCCGGCGCACGUGGUGGCGGCAGUGGAUGUGAACACCGUUGCCAAUGAGGUGUACAAGUACAACUUUCCUCACACACAGUUACUGGCCAAGACAAUUGAAGGCAUUACACUAGAAGAGUUUGACAGAUUCUCUUUCAAUAUGAUUUUAAUGAGUCCACCCUGCCAGCCCUUCACCAGAAUUGGUCUGCAAGGUGAUGUGACUGAUCCAAGGACAAAGAGUUUCUUAUAUUUUUUAGAUAUUCUCCCAAGGUUAAAAAAACUGCCGAAGUAUAUUCUUUUAGAAAAUGUUAAAGGUUUUGAAGUAUCUUCUACAAGAGACCUGUUAAUACAAACAAUAGAAAAUUGUGGCUUUCAGUAUCAAGAAUUUCUGUUAUCUCCAACCUCUCUCGGCAUCCCCAACUCCAGGCUCCGCUACUUCCUGCUGGCGAAGCUGCAGUCGGAGCCGUGGCCUUUCCGAGCCCCCGGGCAGGUGUUGAUGGAAUUCCCCCAGGCUGAAUCAGAGCAGCCACAAACGCCUGCCAUGGAUGCAGAAGAGGAAACUGAAGGAAAGGAAACGGGGCCCAUCCCGGGCCCUGGGCGCAGCGCGCGGCCUUCUGGAGAGGGGCCCUUCCUGUUUAAGCUGGAGACUGCGGGGGAGCUGGAGCGGAAGCGUCAGCAGGACCGGGACCUCUCUGUGCAGAUGCUGAAGGGUUUUCUCGAGGAGGACGACGCCGACUUGACCCCCUACUUCUUGCCUCCCGGGUCCUUGCUGCGGUACGCUCUCCUCCUGGACAUCGUGACGCCCAGCUGCAGGCGGUCCACGUGCUUCACCAAAGGUUAUGGAAGAUAUGUAGAAGGGACAGGAUCUGUGUUACAAACCGCAGAAGAUGUGCAGUUCCUGCACCUUUAUGGGUAAUAUUGCGAGUGUCAGGCACGGUUUCAUUCACAGCAGUAGUAGAAUAGCCACAGGCAGGUGCCAGGGCUGCAAACAGGUGGUCUGAUGUUUGCAGGCAGGAAGUACCACAGGUCAGUGAGAGAUCCAAAUUUAAUUGAGAGUUUUUAAGAAAAGUAUUACCUCAUCAUGGUUUCAUAGUUGAAUAUAGGCUUGUUUUAUUAUGUUCUACAUUGUUUUCCAGUAAUCUUGAAGUGACAUCACAUUAUCUCCUUUUAUAUUGACUUAAACCAUUUCUUGAAACCAAUUUAAACUGAUUUUACUAUUAAUAAAAGGUAUACCCAGAAUAAAAAUCUUAUCAGAUAUUUGUAUAUGUAUAUGUGAGAAAUAUUUUUUACUAAUAUUUUAUCAUUUGGGCUGGAGCAAUAGCACAGCUGUAAGGGCAUUUGCCUUGCACACAGCUGACCUGGGUUUGAUUCCUCCACCCCUCUCGGAGAGCCCGGCAAGCUGCCGAGAGUAUCUCGCCCACACGGCAGAGCCUGGUAAGCUACCCGUGGUGUAUUAGAUAUGCCAGAAACAGUAACAAGAAGUCUCACAAUGGAGACGUUACUGAUGCCCGCUCAAGCAAAUCGAUGAGCAGUGGGAUAACAGUGAUACAGAGAUUUUAUCAUUUUAAGAUAGUACCUUAAUUUGAUGAAAUUAAUCUUAAGCAGUAAACAUUUUAAUGAUUUACAUGUUAGCAUUCAUUGGUUGACCAAUGAAAUUUAGUUUCUUUUUACAAAUCUUUUACUAUAUUUGUAUCUUUUAUGUUAGUGUCAUUUGUUUAUAUUUGUAAAAUUUAAUUUUUGAGGGAUCAAAAUGACAGAUAUACUGAAAGUUUCAUGAUUUGUGGAACAUUAAAUUGUAGGUUAUUUUCAUUGCUGUUGCUGAGUCCAUUAUCUAGUUGAUUACAGACCUUUUGCCUUAGGCCUUUUGCUGCCUUGUCUUGUGUGAGACUAUGUUUAGUUUUUAUACUAUCUCACAAUCCAUAAUCUUAUCUGAACACAUGUAGUUGCCCUCUACUUCAUCU
Messenger RNA from Sorex araneus (European shrew), 2074 nucleotides. RefSeq names its product tRNA aspartic acid methyltransferase 1 (gene TRDMT1). Gene Ontology annotation, molecular function: methyltransferase activity. The coding region runs from base 61 to 1029 and encodes 322 amino acids. Lineage: Eukaryota; Metazoa; Chordata; Mammalia; Eulipotyphla; Soricidae. The record is from RefSeq and is a predicted model, not a curated record. The transcript has 10 exons.